Molecule: messenger RNA, 6684 nt
Organism: Ornithorhynchus anatinus (platypus)
Lineage: Eukaryota; Metazoa; Chordata; Mammalia; Monotremata; Ornithorhynchidae
Gene: SKI
Product: SKI proto-oncogene
Exons: 8
Coding region: 53-2272 (739 amino acids)
Biological process (GO): negative regulation of BMP signaling pathway
Cellular component (GO): nucleus
Molecular function (GO): DNA-binding transcription factor activity, RNA polymerase II-specific; RNA polymerase II cis-regulatory region sequence-specific DNA binding; SMAD binding
Source: RefSeq, a predicted model, not a curated record
GGGAGGCCGGGGCUUCGGCGGGCGAGAGCGGGGAGCCGAGCCGGGGCGCGCCAUGGAGACGACGACGACGGCGGCGGGCGGCGGCGGCGGCGGCAGGACCGGCUUCCAGCCGCACCCGGGCCUGCAGAAGACCCUGGAGCAGUUCCACCUGAGCUCCAUGAGCUCGCUGGGCGGCCCGGCCGCCUUCUCGGCGCGCUGGGCGCAGGAGAUGUACAAGAAGGAGGGCGCCAAGGACCCGGGGGCGCAGCCGCCGCCGCCGCCUCCUCCUCCGCCGCCGCCGCCGCCGCCGCCGGUCCUGCACCUGCCCCCCAUCCAGCCCCCGCCGCCCGUCGUGCCGGGCCCCUUCUUCAUGCCCUCCGACCGCUCCACCGAGCGCUGCGAGACCAUCCUGGAGGGGGAGACCAUCUCCUGCUUCGUGGUGGGCGGGGAGAAGCGGCUGUGCCUGCCGCAGAUCCUCAACUCGGUGCUGCGGGACUUCUCGCUGCAGCAGAUCAACUCGGUGUGCGACGAGCUGCACGUCUACUGCUCCCGCUGCACGGCCGACCAGCUGGAGAUCCUCAAAGUCAUGGGCAUCCUGCCCUUCUCGGCCCCGUCCUGCGGCCUCAUCACCAAGACGGACGCCGAGCGGCUGUGCAACGCCCUGCUCUACGGAGGCGCCUACCCGCCCCGCUGCAAGAAGGAGUUCCCCAGCGCCCUGGAGCUGGAGCUGACGGAGAAGAGCUUCAGGGUCUACCACGAGUGCUUCGGCAAGUGCAAGGGGCUGCUGGUGCCCGAGCUCUACAGCAACCCCAGCGCCGCCUGCAUCCAGUGCCUCGACUGCCGCCUCAUGUACCCCCCGCACAAGUUCGUCGUCCACUCGCACAAGUCCCUGGAGAACCGGACUUGCCACUGGGGCUUCGACUCGGCCAACUGGAGGGCCUACAUCCUCCUCAGCCAGGAUUACACCGGGAAAGAGGAGAAGGCCAGGCUCGGACAGUGCCUGGACGACAUGAAAGAGAAGUUCGACUACAGCAACCGAUACAAGAGGAAAGCGCCCAGGGUCGUCUCCGAUCCCCCCGUUUCUAAAAAAUCCAAGGCAGAUGACUCCUCUCUACCAUCCUCUACUUCUUCAUCUUCUUCCGAGAAGGACAAGCAGUCCAGUUGGUUACGGACGCUGGCAAGUUCAUCGAAUAAGAGCAUCGGUUGUGUGCAUCCCCGUCAGCGCCUCUCCGCUUUCAGGCCGUGGUCCCCGGCUGUUUCCACUAACGAAAAAGAGCUCUCCACACACCUUCCCGCCCUGAUCCGAGACAGUUUUUACUCGUAUAAAAGCUUUGAGAGUGCUGUGGCACCCAACGUUGCCCUCGCCCCUCCCGCCCAGCAGAAGAUCGGAAGCCGUCCGCCUUGUGCCACUGUCCUGUCCCGGGCCAGCGAGCCCCUCAGCAGCCCCACCCAGCCCCGGAAACGCAAGCCACCCGCGGAAAACCCAGGAAUCCCCGACCCGCUGGCCCCCGCCGCCCCCGCCGAAGAUGACAAGGAUUCCGAGGCAGAGGUUGAAGUCGAAAGCAGAGAGGAAUUCACCUCCUCCCUGUCCUCGCUCUCUUCUCCAUCCUUUACCUCAUCCAGCUCCGCCAAGGACAUGAGCUCGCCUGGAAUGCCAGCCCCCGCCCCGGCCAGCGCUGCCUUCGAGGCGGCCGCCCACGCCGAGCCCCACAGCAGCGGCUUGGAGGCCGAACUGGAGCACCUCCGGCAGGCUCUGGACAGCGGCCUGGACACCAAGGAAGCCAAAGAGAAAUUCCUGCACGAAGUGGUUAAGAUGAGAGUGAAACAGGAGGAAAAAUUGAAUGCCGCCUUGCAGGCCAAGAGAAGUCUGCAUCAGGAGCUGGAGUUCUUGCGGGUGGCCAAGAAGGAGAAGCUCCGGGAGGCCACGGAGGCCAAGCGCAACUUGCGGAAAGAGAUCGAGCGGCUGCGCGCGGAGAACGAGAAGAAGAUGAAAGAAGCCAACGAGUCGCGGAUCCGGCUAAAGCGGGAGCUGGAGCAGGCGCGGCAGAUCCGGGUGUGCGACAAAGGCUGUGAAGCGGGCCGGCUGCGGGCCAAAUAUUCAGCCCAGAUCGAGGACCUCCAGGUGAAGCUGCAGCACGCGGAAGCCGACAGGGAGCAGCUCCGAGCCGAUCUGCUGCGGGAGCGGGAGGCUCGGGAGCACUUGGAGAAAGUCGUCAAGGAACUUCAGGAGCAGCUGUGGUCUAAAUCCGGCAGUCAGACAGACGGCCAAAGCACACACAACCUGGGAAACUGAAAUCCAAAACGGCCAAGUCACAUUAUCUCUCCACGUCCCGAACCCUGCCCACCCAGGUCCAGCGAGGGAGGGAGCGUGCUCACCGGUGCCUGGGGGCACCGGCGGGGAAGUGGGGGGGUGGGCAGAGGUGCGCCCCACAGAAAAGGAGACUUGGUCAAGAGCUGGAGGGCAGGUGUUCCUCUCUGAGACAGAAGCACUGAAUUUAGCCUCUUUUUUGGGUUUUGUUUCUCCCCCGCCCCGCCCCCGAAUCCACAUAGCACAACAUCUUCCUGUGCCUACGACCCCUCCCCUCCUGUUCCCCCUCUCCCGCCCCCAAGUGUUUCGAAUCUCCACCCCUUUGGUGUCCACAGCCAAAUUUUCUGCUGGCCAAACUCGAGCCGAGCAUCUCUGGCCCAGCCAAGGGCGCAGAAGCCGGUGGCCCCCAGGACUUUGCUUUUCUGCCGUCCUGCCCGCCGGGACCCGUCGGAAUUCAAACUUCUUGUUUAUAAGCUAUUUAAAAUGACCGUAAAGACUUGGAACGAAACAAAAUUAACAAGUUUUUAUUUUUUUGUCUUUUUUUUCUUCUUCUUCUUUUAAAUAUCGUGAACUUUCCCAAAACACUUGAUGCACAAUUUUUAAGGACUUGUUACACCCGGAUCUGGGGUUCCCGGGGAGGCCCCCUGCGAACUCCGUUCCGUCCCAAGACUCUCCUCCCCCAGGGAGUCAGAAGCCAUCGCAGUUAAACCUUCUCACGGACCUCUCUGGGAGAAAUUUCCGUGGGCUUUUUCAGAGUGUCUCUCUCUUUCUCUCUUUCUCCCUCUCUCCUUUUCUCCCUCUUUUCCUCUCACCCUCUCUUCCCCCCUUUCUCUUGCUCUCUUGCUCUCUCGUUCCCUCUCUUUUUGUAAAAAGUGAUAAAUGCCCAGUUUUCCCGUGCCGCCACGGGAAAGAAGAGGGGACAUUUGAGAGAGGUGAGCUGCAACAAUCGUCAAGCCUUACCGACUUCCCUCUCUCGAUCAGGCCAUAUUGAAAAGCUGAUGUGCUCACAAACUCUGCCCCCAGCAGCACUUCGGCUGGAAAGCAAACAGAAGAAUGAACUGUUGAGUUGGUUGAAAGAUGGACAACAAGAAAACGCCUUUUGAAGUCAUCUGGAAAUCUUUCGUUUCAUCUGCGGCUUUCUGGAGAAUUCUCUUUCGUUACAUCUUUGUCUUAAAAACAGUAUUUACCACUUGUUCAGAGGUGUCGAAGUACUGUGCCGGUUGAGUAUACCAUUCUCCCUCACAUACCCCCUCCGUUUGUGCAUGUGCACAUGCACACACACACACACCACCCACCUCACUUCCCCUCACCUCCCCUCACCUGAGCACCCACUGCUGUGAAUUAAGGCUACAUCUUUCAGUUCAACAGGAAUCACAACCUUCAUUUUUGGGGUUCAGGCUGUAGCAUUGAAACAAAAAUGCAGGAUCCCCUCACCUCCCCGCAGCCCCGGCUGUUCUCUAGUUUUUGUUUCCAGAACCGCACCUCAUUGACAUCCUCUCCCCCAGCUCCCUACUUAGUGGUCCCACACCCCAGCUGUCUCUGGAAGAGGUCGCCCCUUUUGGUGUCAAUACUUGAGAGACGCUCAGACUUGGGCCCACCGGUAUCCUGGUUUCUGUCUGAGCGCCUGACCUCUGGGGAGGGCUGAGGCACGGGCCUCCCACCGGCCUCUCUGCCCCGGGCCUGCCACAUAAGGAGACCCCCACCCCCCACCGAGGUUCCUGUCCUCUGGCCCGAGGAAGGGCCAGAACCCAACAGGGCCGCGGGCAUCGACUCCAGAUAAUCUCACGGACUUUCAGCUGUUUUAUGCAAAAUUGUGAACGGUCGCCUCACGUCCCAAAUAGCCCGCAGUUUCCCGGGAGGCCAGCGAUGGACCGCCCACCCUAAAAUGAGAGUAUCCUUUUCCGCGGAAGCCCCAAGACUUCAUCCACACCGUCGACUCCAUCCCAAUGGCCCCGGUGGUUGUGAGCAUUAACAGAUGACUCUUGUGAGGUACAGAAAGCGAAGAGGAAUUAUUGACACAGCUGCUGGGUGAAGCCACAACUCUAAACUGUCAUGCCAAUUGAAAUUAGGUGAAAAAUUCCUUUUCCGGGGUUUUGACCUUGUUUUGUGACGGGGACUCGGUUCCUGUUUUCGAUCUCCUCUUCCUUCGAAAGUGCAAUGCAAAAGAAACAUUGAUGAUGUUUAUGCAGCGUUUUAUGUAGGGGUUUUAUUUUUUGCUUCUUUGUAUGUUUUUCUUUUGCAGUUAUGACAAAUUCAUAUGCAUGGAGUUUAAAAUCUCUGCCGUACGUAUAUUUGUUAAUGGGCAUUAUUAUUGUGCGUGUUAAAGGGUUUAUUUUGUUACGCGAGAUGCAGAAUACUGUCUUCAACCGUACGCUUUCCAGAUCUGUCUCUUUCCGCCAUCUCUUCAAGGGAAACUCUUAAGUUAUAUAGUUUGAGCCGAGCUUUUUGAGCGCGUCUGCGUAUUUCCUUGAGACUGUGCUCUAUUGCCAAGUCGAGAAAUCACAGCAAGAACCCCGAGCAGCUGUUUCCUGGAGCCGGCUUCCGAAGGCGGGGCCGGGCCGGGCUGAGCGGGUGGCUGGUCUCUGCCUCACGGGACGGGCAGAUUUAGGGGCUGGCUGGGUGUUGGGGGUUGGGGGGCGCGGUUGUGUGCAUGUGAAGGUGGGGGGACAGUUCCCCAGAGAGGCACCCCUCCACCUGGCCGAUUGGGGAAAGGGGAGGGUGGAGGUUCGGGGUCUUGGCUCGGAAGAAGCUGGUCGCCGAGCAAGGUCGUGCUGGCUAUCCCGGGGCCGGCUGGGCCACUCAAAACCCACAGGGAUGGCGGGGGUGGGGAGGGGGAGGCAGCGCCAAGAUCAGAGAGCGAGAGUAAGACCAAAACAAUCCUUCCCAAACGACGCUGAACCAUGUGAACAAAGCACGGGAACAAAUUUUCUUCACCAGCAGCUCGUUAUCAUGUUGUUUCUCAGUUCAUUUUUCUUAAGUGUUUGUGUGAGCAAAAAAAAAAAAAACUACAAAAAAACCCCAUCAUCUAGCUGUUUGUGACCUUUAGAGGACUCUCCUCGCCGCCUCCGGCCCCUCUGUCACGGUUUUUAUCGCCCGAUCAUUUUGGAUCGAGGAUGAUCGGGGGACAGAUGGGACCGGGGCUCUGGCCCCAGCUCUCCCCCCCCCCCCGCGCCCUCCCCGCCCCCCGGCCCCAAUUCCCUCUCCCACGUAGGGAGCGGGUUCUCUGUGUGAUUUAGCCUGGGCAGGGGCCAGGGGGAGGUCCCGCGGCCUGGCACCAUAGUCAGGUGGGCACCGGGCUCUAUCUCCUUUAGGAAGUUAAAGGGAGAAGAGGGGUCUUCCCAGCUGUUGACUCUCCCUGUACUUAAACUAUAUUCCCUAGAUAAUUGUGUAUCCGUUUAAUUACUCAAUGUUUCUAUACUGAAAGAAGGCUUAACGAAGGGAAAAACCAACAGCAAUAACAUUCAUAUCUAUGGAGCAGCUAACUAGUGCACAUAAUAUUCUGCUUUUCAAACAGAACUAGCCAAUGUAAAAAAAAAAAAAAGAAAAAAAAAGAUAAAAUGUAAAUACUUUUUUUUUUUCAUUUUACACCGUUGUAUUAUACGUGUAUAUGGUUGUUACUCUUUCAGAAACUUUUUCUUACCCGGUAGGUUGUCUUGUUUUUUCCGAGUUGUGUUUUUAACAAAGAAAAAUCUUUGCUGUCUGUUAGGAAAAAAGAGAAAAAAAAAAGAAAAAAGUUUUUUGCAAGUUUUCAACGUGGGUUAACUUUCUCCAUUUUUGCAUUUUGGGUUCUUAUUUUCGUUGUAAAACGUUUUCUUAUAAAAGGUUGAGUGCCCCCCCCUUCUCCCCCGGCCCCCGUCUCCCCUUGCCACUCCUCUCUCCGUCUAGCCCCCCCGUCCCGGCCCCACACCCAAUCCCCACCCCACCGGUCGACGUGUUUUAGAGGGAGGUUUUGUUUGUUUUUUAAUCAAAGAAUUCAUGUGACAUUUUUUCAAUUGAGGAAAAAAAAAAUCUAUCCAUUUAUAAUAGCCGAUAGCAUUUCAGCACAUUUUUGUUAUCCUGUUUUCUCCUAUGCUGCUGCUAAUGACAAUAUUAUGACUUACUCUACUCUUCUAGAACUAUUUUUAUGUAAUUAAUGUAUGCUUUCUUGUUUAUAAAUGCCUGAUUUAAAAAAAAUGAGAAAAAGCUUGGCAUAUUUAUCGAUUUCGCUGUGUUCCUUGUUAGUCCUUCACCCCGCUCCCUCCCCCAUUUCCACAGCCCCCCUCGCCCCCGAAACAGAUAAUAUUGUAAAAUAAAGGACUUUAUGAGAUUAUGUAUGAAAAUAGCUAUGCUUAUAUACCACAGUGACUGAAUGUACAGUGUAUAGACGCAUUACCUAAAAUAAAAUUGUUUGUCCAGAA